Bombus pascuorum is the source of this 2200-nucleotide messenger RNA. Its product is annotated as putative peptidyl-prolyl cis-trans isomerase dodo. Lineage: Eukaryota; Metazoa; Arthropoda; Insecta; Hymenoptera; Apidae. The transcript has 3 exons. Gene Ontology annotation, molecular function: peptidyl-prolyl cis-trans isomerase activity; protein binding. Bases 75 to 563 code for a protein of 162 amino acids. Gene Ontology annotation, cellular component: cytosol; nucleus. The record is from RefSeq and is a predicted model, not a curated record.
AUAUGUAACUAGAUAUAGUGAAAACGUGUUUGCUGUGUUUGACGUGAGACGAGAGUAGAAAAAUAUUGGAAACAAUGGCGGACGAAGAAUUACCAGCGGGUUGGGAAAAACGUUUAAGCAGAUCUACUGGACAACAUUAUUAUUUAAAUGUUUAUACUAAAGAAAGUCAAUGGGAUAGGCCAGAUAAACCAGCUGAUCCAUCUGGAAAUAAUAAAGGAGAUGGUCCAGAAGAAGUUCAAUGUUCUCAUUUGUUAGUAAAACAUUCAGGUUCUAGAAGACCAUCUUCCUGGCGAGAAGAAAAUAUCACAAGAUCAAAGGAAGAAGCUCUUGAACUUAUCAAAUCUUACAGAGAACAAAUUGUAUCUGGAAAAGCAACAUUUGCUGAACUUGCUUCAAAGUAUAGCGAUUGUAGUUCAGCUAAGCGAGGUGGAGACUUGGGACCAUUUAGUCGAGGUGCAAUGCAAAAGCCUUUUGAACAAGCAGCAUUUGCUCUUAAAGUUGGUGAAUUGUCUUCACCAGUUCACACAGAUAGUGGUAUUCAUAUCAUUCAGCGAACAGCAUAAAAUACACUAACCUCCAAUAAAGUAUUAAAUUCUUUAAACAAAAUUUCCUUCAGUUUUGCCGAUAAAAUAUGCCCACAAGGUAGGAAAUUUUCAUAAUUGUAUUCAGAACUGCAUAUGUUUGCUUUCAUGAUGAACAAUUUUUUAUCUAAGGACAAGGUGUAAAUUAUAUUUUCUCUUCAUAAUCCAAUGUCCAGUUAUAUAUUUAUGUCUUCCAGCAAUUUUAGCCCAAGUAGUAUAUUAUAAAAUUUUUAUUCAAUAAUGUGUGCAUACAGUGAAAACAACAAAAAUUUUUAUGAAUGACACAAGAUAAAAUAGAUAAACUUUAUGUACACCUUUAACAGUAUCUUUUAAUCUAAUUUGCUAACCUUACAUUCCUUAAAUGUGAAAAGAUAAGCAAUGAUUAGAUUAACAAACGUUUUUAUUGGUUUUUAUUUCAUGUAAAAUAUAAAGUAUUUUAUAAAAAAAGAAACAAAUAUUUAAAUUUCGAUUUUUUUCCUUUUCUAAUUUAUUCUAAUGUAAAAAGCAUUUAUUCUUCUUUUACAUUGAUCCAGUGCAUCAAUUAUCAUAAGUCUUAAUGUGAAUAUUUGUGAACAAUACAAAUAAGAAGCAUGAAAAACGAAUUUUGUUACUUUCUCUUGUAUUACAGUGAAAAAUGUUUUAUUAAUCUUAAAUUAAAUUGCUAAAUAAAUUUCAAAUGAAAUGUUUUAAUCUGCAAAUAAGAUGAAUUUAACAUUAAUAAAAUAAAAUACAAAUAUGUAUAAUUACGAAGUUUUUGCUCAAACACGGACAGUUAUUCAUAUCAUAAUUUUAGUAUUAUUGCAGCUUAUUUUAUAAAUAGAUAUACUACUUUUUAUUACUCAGAAGACAUUUAUAUACAAUUUAGUUCAAGCAUUUUUAUUUAUGCUUAUUUCAGUUCUCAUUAUAAACAAUUUUCUUUAAAUACUAAACAAUAUAGAAAUAUGUAUGUUCCUAAAUUUUGUUGGAUGUUGUAAACGUGUCAUUAAAAAUAGGGUCAUUUAAAAUCAAUUAAUGGUAAAUUUUAAUAAAUAUAAGUUACAUACAGUUUUUAUUUUAUUUUAGUAGUUUUGUGAAAAAAGUUUUUAAUUCAAACGUGAUAUAAAAGAAACUUGUUCAGAGAUUAUAACAUUCUCAAGUUUUCUAGUCUACCAUCCAUACUGAGAAUUUACUGUUUUUCUAAAAACUGUGAAUAUUUGUGGAAUACAUUCUACUUAUUAUGUUAAGUUAUAUGUGUUAUAAUUGUUACAAUUAUUUCUUAUUGUUUAGCUUACAAUGCAUUUAAUUUAAUCUAUAUGUAUGUACAAUAUGUAUGUGUGACUUUGUUCCUCAAAGAUGUAUUAUGAAGUAAAAUUAAUGCAAAUACACAAUACAAUGCAUUUAUCUAAAUCAAUAAAACAGCACGUUUAAAUUAAAAUUAAUUAGACAUAUACGGAUCCUAAUUGCUUUUUUAAUACAUGUAAUUAUUACAUGAGCGUUUGUGCACUUUGUUUUUAAUAAAAUCGUUACUUAUGAAUAAACUGCUAUUUUCUCAAUAGUAGUCACGAUAAAUGCAUUAUUCUAUUAAAAAAUGUAUUCAAAAAGAACUACGAGAAACAAUGAAAUAUAUAUAACAAACAUUA